GUCAAGACUUCUCGAGUUGCACAUGCAAUCGCUCUGGUCAAGAUGCCGGCGACAACAGCGACUUCUGGAGAAGCGAACCCGUUUCUGAAACAAUUGGCCUCAAGCAAUCGCAAAACCCGAGAUCAAGCACUCGAAUCCUUACGAACCUAUCUUCAACGUCCAGCAGCCUUUGACGAGCUCGACUUUCUCAAACUAUGGAAGGGCCUCUUCUUCUGCAUGUGGAUGUCGGACAAGCCGCUCACCCAGCAGCGACUGGCGCGUGAUCUCGCCGAUCUCGUGCACGUGGUGAAGAGCAAGGAAAACUUCCUGGGCUUCGUCCAGGCCUUUUGGUUGACGAUGGCGCGGGAGUGGGGCGGCAUUGAUGCUCUGAGAAUGGACAAGUUCCUCUACCUGGUGCGAUGCUAUCUCAACCGCGGCUUUGAGCGCGUGAGUCGUCGAGGCUGGUCGGACGAUGCGCUCUGCGACCAAUAUCUGCACAUCCUGGAACUCGUGCCGUUGAACACCGACGAUCCCAAGGUUCCGCACGGCCUGCGAUUCCAUGUCAUCGACAUCUACGUGGAUGAGCUUGACAAGGUGGACACGAAGCGUGAUGUGCCGUUAGAAAAAGUUAUAUCACCAAUGGAGAAGCUGAGCAAGUCCUCCUUGAGCAAGGCAGUGAGGCAGCGGGCACAAGCAGCCUUGGAAGACGAGCGGUUGCACGACUGGAGAAAUGUCCAUCAGGAGCUUGAUCAAUCCGACGAUGGGGAUGUCGUCGGUGACGGGCAUCAAGAACAUCAAAGGCAAGCUCGCGGCUCAGCAGCUGGGGAAGAGGAUGAAUUUGGCGGUUUCGAUGAUUGAUGAUGAUAUCCUGCAGCUCUUCCUGUGGUUUAGCGAAGGCGUUUGGGUCUAGAUGUCGUGCAAAUACCCAAUGAAGUCGAUUUCAAGAGCA
Molecule: messenger RNA, 928 nt
Organism: Neohortaea acidophila
Lineage: Eukaryota; Fungi; Ascomycota; Dothideomycetes; Mycosphaerellales; Teratosphaeriaceae
Product: nucleolar protein,Nop52-domain-containing protein
Exons: 2
Coding region: 43-837 (264 amino acids)
Biological process (GO): rRNA processing
Cellular component (GO): preribosome, large subunit precursor; preribosome, small subunit precursor; nucleus
Source: RefSeq, a predicted model, not a curated record